Saccharomyces paradoxus is the source of this 2316-nucleotide messenger RNA. It is a transcript of the gene RFX1, whose product is annotated as Rfx1p. Gene Ontology annotation, biological process: regulation of transcription by RNA polymerase II. The record is from RefSeq and is a predicted model, not a curated record. NCBI's taxonomy places the organism in Eukaryota, Fungi, Ascomycota, Saccharomycetes, Saccharomycetales, Saccharomycetaceae. The transcript has a single exon. Bases 1 to 2316 code for a protein of 771 amino acids. Gene Ontology annotation, molecular function: RNA polymerase II cis-regulatory region sequence-specific DNA binding; DNA-binding transcription factor activity, RNA polymerase II-specific.
AUGUCCGGUGAUAAUAACAUUGAGCCUACUAGUCGGGGCUCGAACGACAAUAGCAACGGUCCCAGCAACGGAUCUUCAAUGAACAGUAAUCGGUACAGUUUAAACGCUCCCAAGUACAGCAGUCAACCGCCGCCAGCAUCACACACGUAUCUGCCUCCCAUGUCAGUGAAUAUCCCGCCCAUAGCCACCAAGUCGUCCUCGAUAUACAGCCUGCUACAUCAAAGUUCCUCUCGCCCAGAAACGCCAAAUCCAAUAUUACCGCCUCUUAUCGGUAAUGGCCCCAGCUCUCAUAAACCAUCUCCCACCCCUGCACAGCCCCCUCCACAGCUCACAUCACAGCGACAUUCUGCUACGUACUCAAUGUAUCCAUCGUCGAUCAGCCUGAAUAGAUCGAAUUCCUCUGCUUACCCACUUUCCUCCAAGUCAGAGGAAACCUUAAACAACAAUCCUCCUGCUAUUGCCAAACGCACGAACACUUUCCCCUCAAUCCCAAGUAGUGCUAAAAAACAGAAAACAAGCCAAGAGAAACGAAUCUCUUCCAUUUCAAGGAGAAACACGCAGGAAAUAAUAGCUAAGCAAAUUGCAGAAAACAACAAAUCUAAAACCAUCGAGGAGUAUGCACAGAUUGUGAAGCAUGCAGAAAUCAAAGUCUUGAGCAUGGACUCUCAGAACACGUCAAAGGCAGCUUUGCAGCUAGCGGAACAAAACAGGGAAAGAGAAAGACAAGUGUUUGCGUUACUUUGGUUGAUGAAAAACUGCAAGUCACAGCAUGAUAGUUAUGUGCCACGGGGCAAGAUAUUUGCUCAAUACGCCUCAUCCUGCUCUCAAAACAACCUGAAGCCCCUAUCACAAGCAUCUUUGGGGAAGUUAAUAAGAACAGUUUUCCCUGAUUUGACGACUAGAAGGCUGGGUAUGAGAGGUCAAUCCAAAUACCACUAUUGCGGGUUGAAACUAACUGCCAAUGAAAGUAGCGCCGUGACUCUUAGUAACAACAGUGCUUCGUUAUCCUUAGCGCAUAAUAACGACCCUUUAUCGCCCCUAUCAUCACCAUCACCAUCUUCACCGUCGCCGCAGGUACCUAAUGUUCCAUCGCCAUCUUUGUUAAAAAGGAAAAGUCUUUCUCGAACUGCAUCACCAGUUAAACAGAGUAGUUAUGAUAAUCCUAAUGAACCAGAACCCGAAUCACUGCACCAAAACGAGACAGAAACAAAUAAACCGGACUCCUCCCCAGCAGCGGCGAAUAGUCUAAUGGGAACACUGUCGUCUGAAGAAUUAACAUUUGCCCAUGAUUUAAUUGGAAAAGUUUUCAUUUGUAAUGAUAAACUAUCAGAUAGCUAUAACACUCACAUACUGUCGAGCUCAGAACAUCCGCUUUUGACAUCGUAUAAGUUAGAAUUCCCAAAGAUUCCCCAAAAUGUACUUCCCGCAGAUACUGAUCCGGAUGUUAUAUCAUCCUUAGAGUCAUUAUAUCAUAUCCAUUGCAACUCCGUUUACGAAUGCAUCAAAUUUCUGAAAAGUGAUAAUAUAUCUAAUGCAUUAUUCUUCUCUAACUCGAACUCCAUCUCGCCCACGAUGUUUAAUCUAUUCACUUCUGAACCAUUGAUCGAUUGGGUAACGAAGUGUGACUUAAUCACCUAUACAGAGUUAAUCAAGUUUUUUUCACAAUUCAUAAUUCAUUCUAAUGAAAUCAGUGAUUCCGUUAUUCAAAAACUUGAAAGCAUGAUCAAGCUCUUGCCCGAGCAAAUUAAUAAGGCAGUUUUAGAAUUACCAAAGCCACUAGUGCAAAGGAAGUUAUCAAUUAUUAAUAAUUUUACCAAAUUAGUUAAAAAACUAAUCAAGCUAUUAAAAUUCAUUUUAAACUUUUUGAAAAGUUUUCCUAUAUUUAAAAAUGGCAUGAGUAAUGACUGGAAGAAUAUUGUAAAUCUAGACGAUAUUUUAGAAAUGAUGAUUAAUGAGGAUGAUACAAAUUCAGAAACAAACACAAUAAUGCAACAUUUGCAAGGAUUUUGCCAAGUUUUCAUAACAAAGUUUUUAAACUCCUCUAUGAGCGUUAGCAAUGAUCCUUCAAUAUCUAUCGAAUGCAAAUCGUUGAAUGAAAUGAUCAAAGAUUUUUGUUCCUUCAUUUCCGUACAAGGCAAAUUUUCUUGCUUGAAAUUAAUUGAUUGUAGCACAAGAUUCAGAAAUGCAAUAAUCGGUGAUAUUAGCUUAAAGUCAAAUGAGAAUUUACUGUCGUGGUUGUUUCUGAAUAAUGUCAUGGGUCAAUUGCUGAAUUACUGUUUUGAAGUCAUCAAAUUCGUCAAUGACCUAAAGGUUUAA